This is a messenger RNA of Chlorocebus sabaeus (green monkey), 1079 nucleotides long. RefSeq names its product natriuretic peptide B (gene NPPB). The record is from RefSeq and is a predicted model, not a curated record. Gene Ontology annotation, molecular function: hormone receptor binding; hormone activity. Lineage: Eukaryota; Metazoa; Chordata; Mammalia; Primates; Cercopithecidae. Gene Ontology annotation, biological process: receptor guanylyl cyclase signaling pathway; negative regulation of systemic arterial blood pressure; neuropeptide signaling pathway. Gene Ontology annotation, cellular component: extracellular region; cytoplasm.
UCUCAAAAUUCCAGCGAAAUCUGCUCUUCCCUUUAAGGGGUGAAAGAAGGGUCAGCAUUCCAGAAGUUCCUGGUCAUACCCAGGCUUGUAAUGAGCUGCCACUGGGGAAUCAGCAACCCGUUGCUGUAAGGGCUAUAGGAUGAGGGGUUGUGAGAGCAUAGGGAAGGGUCUCAGAGGUCUCUUGUCCCUGCUCGAGGCAGGUCUUUCUGGCCUGAAAAUCCCGUCGAAGAGAGCAGCUCUUAAAAGAGUUUGCUCCAAGUUCCCCGGACGCUCAGCACCACGGACAGCGGCCAGGGCGCCCUGAGGACCCGCGAGCAGGGCAGGGCGGGCGGACACUCAGCUCCAGGAUAAAAGGCCACGGUAUCCCGAGGAGCCAGGAGGAGCACCCGCAGGCUGAGGGCAGGUGGGAAGCAAACCCGGACACAUCGCAGCAGCAGCCGCAACAGCAGCAGCAGCAGCCUCCGCAGUCCCUCCAGAGACAUGGAUCCCCAGACAGCACCUUCCCGGGUGCUCCUGCUUCUGCUCUUCUUGCACCUGGCUCUCCCGGGAGGUCGUUCCCACCCGCUGGGCAGCCCCGGUUCGGCCUCGGACUUGGAAACGUCUGAGUUACAGGAGCAGCGCAACCAUUUGCAAGGCAAACUCUCAGAGCUGCAGGUGGAGCAGACAUCCCUGGAGCCCCUCCAGGAGAGCCCCCGUCCCACAGGCGUCUGGAAGGCCCAGGAGGCAGCCACUGAGGGCAUCCGUGGCCACCGCAAAAUGGUCCUGUACACCCUGCGGGCACCGCGAAGCCCCAAGAUGGUGCGAGGGUCUGGCUGCUUUGGGAGGAAGAUGGACAGGAUCAGCUCCUCCAGCGGCCUGGGCUGCAAAGUGCUGAGGCGACAUUAAGAGGAAGUCCUGGCUGCAGACACCUGCUUCUGAUUCCACAAGGAGCUUUUUCCUCAACCCUGUGGCCAUCUUUGAAGUGACUCUAUUUUUUUUUAAUGUAUUUAUGUAUUUAUUUGAUUGUUUUAUAUAAGAUGGUUUCUUACCUUUGAGCACAAAAUGUCCAUGGUGAAAUAAAGUCAACAUUAUAAGCUUUA